Messenger RNA from Sporothrix brasiliensis 5110, 1305 nucleotides. Its product is annotated as phosphatidylinositol transfer protein sfh5. Gene Ontology annotation, cellular component: cytosol; cortical endoplasmic reticulum; plasma membrane. The coding region runs from base 1 to 1305 and encodes 434 amino acids. The record is from RefSeq and is a predicted model, not a curated record. Lineage: Eukaryota; Fungi; Ascomycota; Sordariomycetes; Ophiostomatales; Ophiostomataceae. Gene Ontology annotation, molecular function: phosphatidylinositol transfer activity. Gene Ontology annotation, biological process: regulation of exocytosis; Golgi to plasma membrane protein transport. The transcript has 2 exons.
AUGGGCGACAAGCCUGUUGAGACACCGGCCGCGGAGGUCAAACCCGCCGACGGCGUCGAGGCGUCAGCUGCUACAGCGGCUACAGCAACUACUGAGGCUGCUGAGGCUCCGGCCACCGAGACACCUGCUCCUCCUGCUGCCGAGGAGAAGCCUGCCGAAGACAAACCUGCAGUUCCCGAGAAGCCUGCCGAGGCCGCUACCGCGGCUACCGCCGUCGAGGACAAGCCGGCUGUGCCUGAGAAACCUGCUGCCUCCACGUCUGUCACCACACCCAUCCAGACUCUCUAUGCUGCCCAGCAGGAGCACGGCCAUCCCGAGAUCUGGGGCGUCACCCUCGCCGACCCGGCCACCCACGUCCCGAGCCAGGUUGUCUUCCAAAAGUACCUGAAUGCCAACGAUGGCGAUCUCCCCAAGGCCAAGGACCAGCUGCUCAAGACGCUGACCUGGCGCGCCGCCACGAAGCCCCUGGAGCUGCUGAACCAGACCUACAACCGCGACAAGUUUGCCGGCCUGGGAUACGUGACGUCGUACCACAAGGACGGCGCCGACGGUCCGGAGGCCAAGGAGGUGUUUACGUGGAACGUCUACGGCAACACCAAGAGCAUCGACAAGACGUUUGGCGACUUGAAAGAAUUCCUCCACUGGCGCGUCGCGCUGAUGGAGCUCGCUCUCCUGGAUCUCGACCUCGCCUCGGCCACCAAGCCAAUCACCGCCGACUACGACCCCUACAAGAUCUACCAGGUCCACGACUACAAGAGCAUCAGCUUCCUGCGCCAGUCGGCCAGCGUCAAGGCCGCCAGCACCGAGACCAUCAAGGUCUUUGCCCAGAACUACCCGGAGCUGCUCAAGGAGAAGUUCUUUGUCAACGUGCCGGCCAUCAUGGGCUUCGUCUACGCCUUUAUGAAGCUGUUUGUCGCCGCCAAGACCAUCAAGAAAUUCCACCCCAUGUCCAACGGGGGCGGUCUGGCGGCCGAGUUUGGCGCCAGUGCGAUCCCAGACCUGGGCCAGCGUCUGCCCAAGGAGUACGGUGGCAAGGCUGGCGAGCUCAAGUCUCUAGGCAAGGAGACGAAGCUGGAAGCGGCUGCGGCUGAACAGCCUGCCAAGGAAGCCCCCAAGGAGGCCCCGAAGGAGGCUCCCAAGGAGGAGACCCCGGCGGCGGCUGCCGUCGCGGAGCCUGCGAAGCCGGCGGAGGAGGCUGCUCCGGCCAAGGUCGAGGAGGCAACCCCCGCCGCUGCCCCGGUGGAGGCCGCUGGUGAGACGGCUGCCGAGCCCGCCGUCGAGGCUGCUGCCGAGACCAAGGCUUAA